AUGUCUGAUAAAAAAAUUCAUGAGUACUUUUUGAUCCGAGAAUCUUCGAAAUGGAAUAUUACAGAUUUUUUGGAGGAGUCUAGUGAAGAGCCCUUCGAAAAAAAACUAGACAUAUAUAUCAAAUCACUCAUUAACCUUGCCAAUUCUAAACGAGGAAAACAACGUGAAAGAGCGCUUAUGCUUAUUGACAAGUACAAGGAGGAAAUUGAGCUACAAAAUCAAGGUUGGGGCACGGGCGACCUUAUUGGUUCUUUUGCCUGGUGUUCAAGACUUAUUGUUGACCUGGCUUUGGGCAGUCGGCCUGACCGCCAAGAGGCACGAAAAUGGAAUAAAGAACGUAAAUCACCUAGGAAGGUUGGUGGACACUCGAUUCAUUUUUACAAGUCAACAAUUGUGGAAAGCUCUGUAAUAGGGACAAACAGCGGAAAUUUCGAAGAUAAAAAAUCAAAAAGAAAACGAGAAAAUCUGGAAGAGAAUGCUCGAAAGCGAUUGUCUUUGGAUACUAAAAAUGAUCAAUCUAUGCUUUAUGACAAGGCAAUAGCAGAAAUUAACACUGCGCGAGAAGAUAAAAUGGCUUGUCGGAUGAUGCCGUUGUGCUGGGGUAUUAUUGAUCUUAGGGCAGAGAAUGUCUCACCAUGCCCUAAACAUCCUCGUGCAAAAGAACUUCUCACUCAAGAUGAAGUUAUAAGGCUCCAACAAAUAACCACCAAGUUCAUAAAUAAGGGAUCACAGUUGAACCCAUCUACUUUAGCACUGUUGGAAGUACUUCAAUCGAGUACUUUUAGUCUAAAAAAAUUCUGUAAAGAAAAACGGGCUCAGGGAAUCAAAGGAAUUUGUUCCUUACUUCAUAUUAAAACAGACAAAGUGGACAUAUACGACAAAGAUACGCAAUAUAUUGGAGAGUGUUUAGACGCUUUUAACGAAUGGGUACGCACGUACGGUGGAGUAACACAUAUUGAAAGGACUGUUGAUAUGCAUCUCAUUGGUCCAUUUUCAAAAACUCCAAAUGUGAAAUUUAUAUACGGAGAAAGUCACUCUUAUGCAGAUAGAGAUGAAAAAUCUUCCCGAUCACCAUCAGAAAGAACCGGAAAAUCUUGUGAUUUUAUUUUUUGGAAAAAUGGCAAUGAAGUUGGUAUCGGUGAGAACACUGGACCUACGCAUAAAGAUCAUCAUAAAAAAAGCAUCACCGAUUUUGUAGACGUAAUCAAGGUCGCUCGGGCGCAACACAUUAGUUUUCAGACUAAGUGCAUAGAAAAAAGCAGAAAUAACCCUCUUCCAUUGGAUAUUCGAAAUAAAUUAAGACUUAUACCAAUCCCUUUCUUUCAAGUAAUCGGAAUGAAGAUUAGAUUUUAUAUUUUAAUUCAAAUCGAAGGCGACUUAUAUGGUAUAUGGGAAUGGUCAUCUCAGGACUUACCAAAAAAAGAAGACGACAUCAUCACUGCUGUGUUUCUAUGUAAAAAAUUUUUGAUCCAUCGAAAUCUUCUCAACAGAACCGGUCGUCUAAGUAAAAAGGUUAUCACGGAUUCGCGGAUUUUUGGGGAGAACGUAGAAAACAUGCGAGUUAUUCAACAUGCAAAGGCACCCAUUAAACUGAAUUCUAUAAUAACUCCAAGAAUAAGAAAAGAG
Molecule: messenger RNA, 1626 nt
Organism: Acaulospora morrowiae
Lineage: Eukaryota; Fungi; Glomeromycota; Glomeromycetes; Diversisporales; Acaulosporaceae
Source: the annotation of a GenBank genome assembly